Messenger RNA from Neodiprion virginianus, 2198 nucleotides. Its product is annotated as beta-1,3-galactosyltransferase 5-like. Gene Ontology annotation, molecular function: hexosyltransferase activity. Bases 664 to 1713 code for a protein of 349 amino acids. The record is from RefSeq and is a predicted model, not a curated record. NCBI's taxonomy places the organism in Eukaryota, Metazoa, Arthropoda, Insecta, Hymenoptera, Diprionidae. The transcript is spliced from 4 exons. Gene Ontology annotation, cellular component: membrane.
GUCGUCCGCGAGGCGUCGGGGGCGUCGGGGGCGUCGGGACGCCGGGGCGUCAGUCAGUCGUUGCCCGCGUAAGGCUGGAUCCGCGCGUCCCUCCCGUUGCGGUCGGUUAUCGGUGCCCCGUGUCGAGUCGCGUUCGCGUGUUUCUGACAGCUAAAUAUCAGGCGGUCGAGGAGGAGAGAGCGUCGCGACGCCGAGACCCGGGAGCCUUGAGCUGACGAUAGGCUGAGCUCAUAGCUGGCGAAGUAAACGGUGCCAGUGUAAGGAAAAGUGCGGAGAGAGCCUCGUGGUCGCGAGUGCAAUCAAUAAGUGAGAGAAGACCGACCGACCGACGAGAGCGAAGAGAAGAGAAGAGACGAGACGAGACGAGAGGAGACGAGAGGAGAGGAGAGGAGAGGAGAGGAGAGCAAAGCAGAGCAGAGCAGAGGAGAAGAGAAGAGAGCUGCUCCUCCUCGGCGCUACAGCAUCCGCACGUUGAAUACGCCCGUCCUCGAGUUCACCGAGCACGGCCAGAUUAAAUGGGCGGCUGAAAAAUCUUCACAUUCCCCCGGACGAGAGUUGAACGUGCGCUGUAUGAAACUUUUCAAACUUCCAACAUUUCCCGGUGUCAAAAUGGCAUUUGGCCAAAAAGUUUGAGGAUCUCUGAGAUGACAGGGCCUCACUAGCAUGCUGGAUAAGCGGCGGCUCCACGCUCCAGGGUCGCCGCCAUGCACCCUUCUGUUUGUGGUCGCCCUCACGAUAACCGGAUGUUUAUCCUUCUGGUUACUGAACGGGUGUCCGGGUCCUCCGAUUCCGGUACCCAUCGUGGCUACGUCGCCAGCAUACGAGCUGAUACUGCCUCGAAACACAUCGGCACCAGCCAGGCCCUAUUCCCUUGCCGAGCUACCGUCCGAUGACGAAACGAGCUUGAUUGAUCUAAGGAACUUCCGGUUCCUCAUCAACCAUGAUCCGUGCAACAAGACCCAGCCCCUCUUGCUGAUGCUCAUACAUUCUGCCCCGGCCAACCUCCCCAAGAGAAUGGUGAUCCGCGAAACCUGGGGACAAAAGCGAUUCGGGGCCGUGGUGCUUUUCCUCGUCGGCACCAUGCCUGGUAUGCAAGGGAAAAUCGAGGAGGAGGAUAGGAUCUACGGGGACAUUGUUCAGGGAAAUUUUCAGGACGCCUAUAGGAACAUGACCUACAAACACGUGAUGGCGCUAAAGUGGGCCGCUUAUCACUGUCCAGGUGCCAAAUACGUGCUGAAGCUUGACGACGACGUCUUCGUUCACACCCCGGCGCUACUGGAGUUCCUGGCCCACGAUCUGUCGCCGUGGGGCGCGAGGCGGCUGAUCCUCUGCAACUCGAUGGCGAUGGCUAUGGUGAAGCGUUCCUGGCGAUCUAAGUGGAGAGUCUCGCCGCUCGAGUAUCCCGGGAAAACUUAUCCCGUGUACUGCGCCGGUUGGGCGAUAAUGUACUCGCCGGACAGCGUAUUUCUACUCUACAGGGAGGCGCAGAAGAGCUCCUACUUCUGGAUAGACGACGUCCACAUAACCGGUACCCUGGCGAAGAAGAUCAACCUGACCCACACGCCGUUGAACUCGCUGAUUCUGACUCAGGAGAGGAUGCAGGCCUUCAUCGACACCCCGUAUUCACCGGGUGAUUUUCUCUUCGGUCCGGCGAACAUGGCCGAAGGUGACAUCAGGGCGCUUUGGAAGGCCGUGGCCUUGACUCUGGCCUAGUUAGACGUGCCGGGCUGCCGGUGCGGCAGCCAAAAACUUUGCCAAAAUAUAAGCGGAAAUUGAUGUAUAUAUAUUCUGUAUGUUAUUGAUAUACGAAUUUCGUUCGCGCGCGAUGUCUGCUUCGAUUCGUUGGCAUCUGUAAAUCGUUUUUGGGAAAUAUGCGCAGGUUGUUAAUUCGCUGAAACGUUUUUUAAAAUUACAACCCGCAGAUGGUUUCUAUGUGAGAGUCUUUGAAGGGAUCGAAUCGGGUCUGCUGGUUAUUGAAAUCUUACUCCGUAACGGACACGAAUAUCCGCGGGCUAGUUUCUCGGACCUAUGGAAAUGAAAAGGUAAACACGGGGUGGGAGAUUCGAUAGUUGAUUGACAUCUUAUCGUCGAAUCAUCAUCGGUGUUCGGUACUUGUGUAGGUAAUUAAAGUUUGUCACAAUUCAGAUAAAAUGGUAAGGCGUGUAGCCGGUAUCUGCGAUCGAGCAAUUACCUCGUUU